GGCAGUGUCUCGUGGAUAACGUACAAUACGCAGCCAACAAUGAAGGUCUUCAUCGUAGUCUGCGCGCUAGCGGUAUGCGCGUCGGCCACCUUUGAUGAGCUGUUCAGCAAGAAGGAUUUCGACAUCAGCGGCCUGUUCGAUGGGUUGCUAGAGAAGAAGCACUCCAAGGGUGGUGGUGGUGGUGGUGGCUAUGGCCAUGGGCCUCCGCCACCGCGACCGGUCUACGGUCCACCCCCGGUGCACUAUGCGCCGGCACCUGCCCCCGCUUACGGACCACCGGUCCCAGCUCCAGCACCGGUGUACGGACCACCAGCUCCGGUGUAUCACGCUCCCCCGCCGCCGCCACCACCGCCACCACCACCACCACCGCGCCCAGUGUACGGGCCUCCGGCUCCUGCGUACCACGCCCCACCACCGCCACCACCCCCGCCACCAGUAUACGGACCUCCGGCGCAGCAGGUUUAUCAUGCCCCACCACCGCCACCACCACCACCACCACGCCCAGUGUAUGGACCUCCGGUGCAACACGUCCAGGUGUACCACGCCCCACCACCACCACCACCACCACCACCACCGCGCCCAGUGUACGGACCUCCGGCUCCGAUUCAUCACGCACCCCCACCGCGCCCCGUCUAUGGACCACCGCCGGCACCGAUCUACAGUGCACCGCCUCCACCACCCCCACCACCACCACCACGUCCGGUGUAUGGGCCACCGCCAGCACAGGCAUAUCACGCACCUCCACCCGCGCCCGUCCUCUACAGUGCACCGGCACCUCCACCACCACCACCACCACCACCAGCACCUGUCUACCAGCCGGCGCCGCAACCGGAACCGAUCCAGCUGCUGCCACUCCAGAACAACCCGGUCAGCUUCACGGGCGCCAGCUCGGCCUCGGUUGCCUCCGGUUCCGUUACUGACGAUGGUUACCAUUACGGUCCGGGUCUGAGCCACUAGUAGUAGUAGCAGCAGUGCACCAUACGCCAUCUCCUCCUCCUCCCAUCUCUUAUCCCUCAUCCCUGGGAUCAUCCGUGUGACCUUGUUUUUGUGCCGAGGAUGCCCUUCAUCCUCUUACUUCUAGCCCCCUGCACCCUAUCUCCCUCCUCCUCCUCCCCCCCCUUCAACCCUCCAUUACCACCGGCUCCAACCCCUCGGCACUCGGCACUCGGGUGUGUCGCAACAUACCAAAAGAGUUUUUGUUUCUAUUUGUUCUAUAUCUUGAACAUCGUUUGUCGCCACCGAGCAAAACUGAGCCACCUGCUAAACGAAGACCACCCAAUCAUCACAUAUUCCACCGCUGCUACCACCACCACCACCGCUGUUUUAAAUACACCGCGGCAACUCGGGCAAACCCUUCGCAACGGUGCAUCGCCAUCGCUCCAUCGCUAUGGCGAAUUGCAACCGCAAGGGCACGAACGUGGAGAAACUAUGGAGGAAACCGAAGCGAACCCGAUUCCGAUUGUGAAUCGGAGGUGUAGGGGUGGGGGUGGUCGCCCAACCGCAUAAGGGUGUGACAACCGUGGUGGCAGAAUUCGAUCGAAGAACUUACGACGACGGGCGCUCAAAACCUACGACGGGCUGCAGCACUCGAAAUUACUCAACCCUGCCGGGAGGGGAUGAGAGUGGGGCUCAAACUGAUAAACCCCACCCCUUGCCCGCACCCACCAAUUGCCAUAAAUAUAUAUAUAUACAAUAUAUAUAAUACAUAGGGCCUGAUUCCGUAACUAUGGCUUUUCGGUGACACGUGUGUUUGUGUGUGUGUGUGUGUGUGUCACUGAUUUGGUAUUCCGUAACCUUUUGUUUGGUGACAAAAACACCGUGCCAACAACCAUCACUGAAUUUGUUACUGAUUUCAACUGUCGAGCAGUUCUAGUUUAGUAAGCGGCGCCCAUGAGUAUGCACCCACUGCGCGUUCGGUACUUCGGUACUUUUCCAUUCGUAAUUAAUUAUGUUCAUGGUAAGAUUAUUAAAUACUUUUUCAUUUAGCGUGUGUAAUGAACAAACGCGUUCAGCGAAUGAAAUGAACAAAAACUAUCCAAUAAAAUACAAUUGUGCAAAACACCAUUUUUUGAUAC
Molecule: messenger RNA, 2075 nt
Organism: Anopheles darlingi
Lineage: Eukaryota; Metazoa; Arthropoda; Insecta; Diptera; Culicidae
Exons: 2
Coding region: 40-957 (305 amino acids)
Source: RefSeq, a predicted model, not a curated record